Carcharodon carcharias (great white shark) is the source of this 1305-nucleotide messenger RNA. RefSeq names its product T-box transcription factor Tb (gene tbxtb). The record is from RefSeq and is a predicted model, not a curated record. Gene Ontology annotation, cellular component: nucleus. Gene Ontology annotation, molecular function: RNA polymerase II cis-regulatory region sequence-specific DNA binding; DNA-binding transcription factor activity, RNA polymerase II-specific. Gene Ontology annotation, biological process: somitogenesis; regulation of transcription by RNA polymerase II; cell fate specification. Bases 1 to 1305 code for a protein of 434 amino acids. The transcript has 8 exons. Lineage: Eukaryota; Metazoa; Chordata; Chondrichthyes; Lamniformes; Lamnidae.
AUGAGUUCCAGUGCAACAGAGAGUGGGAAGAGCGGCCAGUACCGGGUGGACCACCUUCUAAGUGCGGUGGAGAGUGAACUACAGGCUGGAAGUGAGAAAGGAGAUCCCACCGAGAGAGAGCUGAAAGUCAACCUGGAAGAAUUGGAUCUAUGGUUGAAGUUUAAGGAGCUAACCAACGAAAUGAUCGUUACAAAGAAUGGCAGGAGGAUGUUUCCUGUGCUGAAAGUGAAUGUGUCAGGGCUGGAUCCCAACGCCAUGUACUCGUUUGUAUUGGAUUUUGUGGCGGCCGACAACCACCGCUGGAAGUAUGUGAAUGGGGAGUGGGUUCCAGGUGGCAAACCGGAGCCUCAGGCCCCGAGCUGUGUCUACAUCCACCCAGACUCCCCCAACUUCGGGGCGCACUGGAUGAAGGCGCCCGUGUCCUUCAGUAAAGUCAAACUCACUAACAAACUCAACGGCGGAGGGCAGAUCAUGUUGAACUCGCUGCAUAAAUACGAGCCCAGAAUUCACAUCGUGCGAGUUGGGGGACCCCAGAGAAUGAUCAGCAGUCAUUCGUUCCCGGAAACUCAGUUCAUAGCCGUGACAGCCUACCAGAAUGAAGAGAUCACAGCUCUUAAAAUUAAGUACAACCCGUUUGCAAAAGCCUUCCUCGAUUCCAAAGAGAGAAGCGAUCACAAGGAAAUGCUGGAUGAUGUGAGUGACAGUCAACAAUCUGGAUAUUCCCAAUUAGGUAGCUGGUUUCUGCCUGGCACGGGUACUCUGUGUCCUCCUUCUAAUCCUCACGCUCAGUUCGGAGGACCCCUCUCACUCUCUACUCCUCAUGGCUGCGAACGUUACUCCACCCUUAGGAACCACCGCUCUGCACCAUAUCCCAGCCCAUACACACACAGAAACAACUCCCCCACUGGCUAUCCGGAUAACUCCUCGGCCUGUCUCUCCAUGCUUCCCAACCAUGACAACUGGUCCAGUCUGCAGGUUUCCACGCAUACCGGUAUGCUGCCCAUGACACACAACACCGGUACUGCCACCAGCUCUAGCCAAUAUCCGAGCCUGUGGUCAGUCAGUAACAGCACCAUCACCCCAGUGUCCCAGUCUGGGGGCAUGUCCAGCGGCCUGAGCUCACAGUUCCUGCGGGGUUCCCCGGCUCAUUAUCCGUCUUUGGCUCAUUCAGUGAGCGCCACCUCCUCGGGGUCGCCCCUGUACGACAGUGGAACCGGCAUCGAGCUGUCGGAGAGCCAGUACGAUGCUUCUCCGCACAGCAGACUCACUUCCACAUGGACUACAGUAACUCCCCCAUCCAUGUGA